AUGCUAGUGCCAUCCAUCACUUGUACUCGAGAAUUAAAUAAAAUUCCUGAAUUUCAAACUUAGCCACCUCUACUUCUAAAUAUCAAUUGAAAAAAGAGUAACCAAAUCAAGAACGCCCAAAAAAAUUCUGGGUAUUUCUUCAAUCUUGGAAGUCUCUAGCAGUAAUGGCUCGGAAGCAGAGUGAGUACGAACCAAACCAUUGGUUCUGUGUGAUCCUCCUCUUGAUGUGUUUAGUUUCUUGUUCUGUGGUCUACAUGUUCAUGUCAGCAAUUUUCAGAUCAACUAGUGCGAAAAAUGAUUCUAAUUCCUCCGAAAAUGUGGGAAAGUUGGAAGUUGGCGAAAGUGUUGUUACUAAUGGUGGUGGGUGUUGUACAGGGAUUGAGAAUUUGGAGCUGUGGGGUGAUGCUGUUAAAUGGGGUUCAGAUUUCAAGUUCAAUUCUUCUGAAGAAUGUUGUAAAGCUUGUAAAUCAAUGUGUACGGGGAUUGAUGGACCUUGCCUUUGUGAUACCUGGGUUUUUUGUGGGAAUAAGCAUGCUUGUUGGGAGAAAUUUGGUGAGUGUUGGCUGAAGAAACAGAAGGAUACCUUGGCCCCUGUUAGUCAUGAAGCAGGAAGCAAAUUUAUGUGGACUACUGGCCUAAUCUUUGGACGAGGAGAGGGCAUUGUUGGCUUACAGACAGAAUAUGGUACUCUUCACAUCAAGCUUUUGCCUGAAUGUUCUCCACAAUCAGUAGCAUACAUAUUAGAGUUAUUAGCAUUGCGGCACUGUGCAGGCUGCCAUUUCUUUCGUGCAGAAAGUAGGGGUCAGUCCUGGGAUACAAAAGGAAACCAUGUAAAAGAUGCUUCAUUUGGCCCUCCAUUUGCUCUUAUCCAAGGAACUCUUGGAGUCGAAGGAAUGACAUUUAACAAAUUGCCCUCCGAGUACUGUCCAACCAUGAGAAAGGGUUCGGUAGCAUGGGUUGGCUCGGGUCCUGAAUUCUUUAUAAGCCUAGCUAAUCAUCAAGAAUGGAGAAACCUACACACCGUAUUUGGUUCAGUACUUCCAGAAGGCAUGGUUAUUGCAGACAAAAUUGCUCAACUUCCCACAAAAUCGGAUGUUUGGAAGAGCAUUAACGUGUCAGUUUUAGAAAAGAAAGUACCCUUCCGGUUUCAAAGAUUUCAGAUUAGUCAUGAUGAGCUAAAUUUUGGUGCUUAUUAAAAGAAAUCAAAGCGCUCUUGCUGCUGCUACUUGUAAGAUGCCAUAGGGUUUUUCGGUGCAGGUUUCACUCUUUUUACCCUUGUAACCAAGUUGGAACUUUGAAAGUUUUUCCAAGGUCUCGAGCGAGGAUAAUGCUGGAUUUACUGUUUUUACUUGCAGAUGCUGAAACAAUAUGCAUAACAGCAGAACGAGUUUUAGUGAAGUGUUGCAUUGCUUCUCUUUA
Molecule: messenger RNA, 1419 nt
Organism: Olea europaea var. sylvestris
Lineage: Eukaryota; Viridiplantae; Streptophyta; Magnoliopsida; Lamiales; Oleaceae
Exons: 5
Coding region: 165-1196 (343 amino acids)
Biological process (GO): protein peptidyl-prolyl isomerization
Molecular function (GO): peptidyl-prolyl cis-trans isomerase activity
Source: RefSeq, a predicted model, not a curated record